CAGCCAGACUAGCAGUCAGUGCGGACUGUGACGUGAUCAUUGGAGGACGUAUAUCAUUGCUGCUCCUCCCUUCACUAAUACUACACUGCUAACAAAAAUGACACUCGUUCCUAGCUAGAAUAUCGCCACAAUGUUCGAAAGUCUGGUAUCGGAGCUGUUAAAUAGGGUGCUGGGGACCUACAUCGAGAACCUGGAUGGUUCGAAACUCAAGCUGAGCAUCUGGGGAGGUGAUGUCGAGUUGCUGGAACUGGAGGUGAAGCAGAGUGCCCUUGAUGAGCUCAACCUUCCUGUUCGACCGGUCUUUGGCCAUAUAGGGCGUUUAACACUAAAGAUACCUUGGUCACAGUUGUAUAGUGCACCAUGGGUGGCUAUAGUGGAAAGGUUGUUAGUCAUUGUGGUGCCUAACACAUCCAUCAAAUAUGAUGCUGAUCGCGAAGAAAAGUUGCUGCAAGAGAUAAAGAUGUCCACACUUCAGCGGGCAGAAAGUGCAAAGCUGAAGAUUAAAGAAAUGGAGAAAGGUAGUAAAUUAAAAUCUCAAGACAGUUUUCAUGAGAAGCUGAUUGCCCAAGUUAUACGCAACAUUCAGGUAACCAUACGGGACAUCCACAUCAGGUAUGAGGACUCUGUUAGCUGUUCCAGUGCUCCAUUUGCUGCUGGUGUAACCUUGCAUGACCUCUCCAUGAAGAGCACUAACUCAGAUUGGAAGCCAUGCUUAGACACAGACAAACUAAUUUAUAAGCUGAAUAGCCUUGAUAGUUUAGGCAUUUACUGGAAUCCGAAUGCCGAGCUGCUGUCAGAGUUAAACCAGUCUAAAGAGAAGACAGUCCAGUGCCUUACCAGUCUCAUAGCUGCACAAGAACAUCUACCUCAGGGAAUGAAAUACAUUAUUGGACCAAUUUGCUCAAUAGCAAAACUACAAAUAGACUCAAAACCUGAAGAUGAUGAACCAAGUUUUUCCAUUCCUGUGAUUAAUCUUGAUUUUGUCAUGGAUGAGCUGGCAAUAGGACUAAGUCGCCAUCAGUACUCAAAUAUUAUGGCCCUUCUUGACUCCUUUGAUCGACUGAAAGUAUCCUCGAAGUUCCGCAAGUUCCGACCAGCCAUCAACAGGAUAAAGGGCAAUGCUCGUAAAUGGUGGCUAUAUGCCUAUGAGUGCAAACUCGAGAACAUCCGCCGUGUUCACAAGAAUUGGUCCUGGAAGCACAUAAAGGAACAUCGAACUACUUGUCGAAAUUAUAUGGCGGCAUAUAAAGCCAAGUUGAAGAACAAGAGGCUCUCUGCUAAGGAGAUAAAAGAUAUUAAAGAGAGUGAACAAAUACUUGAUGUUUUUAACAUUACACUUGUCAGGAGGCAAGCAGAAAUGGAGGUAAGAGAUUUGAUUUGUUGGGGUAAAGGAGGAUGGACUCGGUUAAGAAAACAUUAUUGGAGAGAGGGGGUAAAGGAGGUUUUGUGGGUAAGGGGCUUGGACUUCCAGCAAGCGUGCGUGAGCGUGUUAUAUAGGAGUGAAUGGAGACGAAUGGUACUUGGGACCUGACGAUCUGUUGGAGUGUGAGCAGGGUAAUAUUUAGUGAAGGGAUUCAGGGAAACCGGUUAUUUUCAUAUAGUCGGACUUGAGUCCUGGAAAUGGGAAGUACAAUGCCUGCACUUUAAAGGAGGGGUUUGGGAUAUUGGCAGUUUGGAGGGAUAUGUUGUGUAUCUUUAUAUGUGUAUGCUUCUAGACUGUUGUAUUCUGAGCACCUCUGCAAAAACAGUGAUAAUGUGCGAGUGUGGUGAAAGUGUUGA
Molecule: messenger RNA, 1779 nt
Organism: Cherax quadricarinatus
Lineage: Eukaryota; Metazoa; Arthropoda; Malacostraca; Decapoda; Parastacidae
Source: RefSeq, a predicted model, not a curated record